Penicillium olsonii is the source of this 2199-nucleotide messenger RNA. Lineage: Eukaryota; Fungi; Ascomycota; Eurotiomycetes; Eurotiales; Aspergillaceae. The record is from the annotation of a GenBank genome assembly.
AUGGCGCCUAUGCGCAUUGCCCUUGAGGGCUGUGGCCACGGAAGCCUCAACAUCAUUUACGACACCGUCAAGAUGAAGGCCGAUCACCGCGGUUGGGACUAUGUGGAUGUCGUGAUUGUUGGUGGAGACUUCCAAUCCCUGCGCAACUCCAAUGAUGCCACUGCUGUAUCCAUGCCAGCCAAGUAUCGCCAGAUUGGUGACUUCCAUGAAUACUACAGCGGCAAGCGUGCUGCGCCUUUCUUGACAAUCUUCCUGGGUGGCAAUCAUGAAGCCUCCAACUACUUGUCUGAGCUGCAAUACGGCGGCUGGGUUGCGCCCAACAUCUAUUACCUCGGCGCUGCCAACAUUAUUCGUCUUGGUCCUCUUCGGAUCUCCGGUAUCUCCGGUAUCUGGAAGCCCUACGACUACGGCAAGCCUCACUUUGAGCGUCUUCCUUACAAUGAAAGUGACGUGCAGUCCAUCUAUCACGUGCGUGAGCUGGAUGUUCGCAAGCUACUUCAAGUUCGCACUCAAGUGGACAUCGGCCUUUCUCAUGACUGGCCCAAGGGUGUCGAGAAGCUUGGUGACUACAUUACUCUGUUCAAGAAGAAGCGCGGAUUCGAACAAGACUCUCAGCUCGGACGCCUUGGCAGUGAGCCCGCUCGCGAGAUCCUUGAUCACCUUCGUCCCGCUCUUUGGUUCUCCGCUCACCUGCAUGUGAAGUACACUGCCUAUGUACGCCAUGAAAUUUCAGAUCAUGAGAACCUUCCUCCCAAGCACGAGCCCGUGGCCAAAGAUGCCGCCAAGCCUGUGACCAAGCCUGUGACGCCCCCUGUUGCCAAGGGCAAGUCGGUCGACCAAGGCAGCAAGGCUCUCCGUCAGAGUCCCCCCGAGGCUAUUACUGCCGGUCAGCGCAAGCUGGGAGUCGCCACCGGAGAUACGGCAUCGCGCAUUGCGGCUUGGCAAGGAUUCAGUCAGGUGGCUCAGCAGCAGGAGAUGGCUGAUCAGGCCAACUUCAUGGCUGCCUUCCAGCAGCGCCAGGCCUCUGGUGUUCGUCUCGGUAAGAACAUGGUUUUCGAGGAGACGCUCAAGAUCGGCAAUGGUCCCAUUCAGAAGUUUAUUCGCGCCGACGGAAAGAGGGUCGAAAACAUCGAUGGCCCCAGCUCUGCUCAGAACGACGCUGAGUCCUUCGCAAAUGCCGACAAGAUCAGCCUUGGCAGCAGCCCUACCAGCUCCACUGGAGCACGUCUUGCAUCUGAGAUGGAGAAGUCCUCGAACGCCAAGCCUGCCAUGGGUCGCGAUGCAGGUGUUGCCAACAACGAUCAGAUCAGUCUGGGCUCGAGCUCCAGCCCCAAGAGUAUGGCUAGCUCCGCUUCCGUCGAGACCUCCUCGCUCGCUUUCGCCCAGCUCGAUGGGGCACCAGUUUCCAAGGAGACGGUGAUCGAGAAGAAGCAGGCUGAGGUCAAGAAGGACAAUCUCGUCGAGGAUGACCUGAUUGAUUUGAUUUCUGUGUCUCGGGAUGACCUCCCCGCAAGCCUUGAGCGUUCGCCCUCUCCAGUUGCUGUCGACAAGGUCCUUCCUGCCCCUGAGGAGAUUCGCAACAAGCUUACCAAGUUCAUGACCUUGGACAAGCCAUGCAACCAUGAUCCAUUCAUUGAGUUGAUCGAGUUCGACCCCAUCUCCGACGCCGAGGGCCCAAUGGAGGGACCAUAUCGCCUCCAAUACGACAAGGAGUGGCUGGCCAUCACUCGUGCUUUCGCCGACGAGUUUGAGUUCGGUAACGUCGAUGCCUCGGUCCCCCACCACAAGGGAUACGAAUACUACCAGCGUCGCAUUGCUGAGGAGGAGACCUGGGUGCAGGAGAACAUCGUCGAUCGCGGUCUCCUGGAUGUUCCUGAUAACUUCGUCCGUACCGCGCCUGUUUACGACCCUUCUGUCGUCAUCACCACCGAGGAACAGCCAAUCGAGUACACCAACCCACAGACCGAGGUCUUCUGUCGUCUGGUGGGCAUUGAGAACAAGCUCGACAUGGCGGAUGAGGACCGUCGCGCCCGUAUGGCGGCUGGUCCACGCGCCUGUGAUCCUCGCGCUCGCAAGAUCCGGGGCCGUGGCGGACGUGGUGGCCGAGGUCGUGGCGGACGUGGUCGUGGUGGCCGUGGCCGUGGUCGUGGCAACGGUGGCCAGGGCAAGAUCGGUGGCUGGGAGCAGGCCGCUUGGUGA